AUGUACAGCAAUAGCAAUCCGAUCGAUGGCCUGCCUUCGAAGGAUAAUCGUAAGCUGACGAAGGAGGAGAAGAAGGCGCUCAAGCAGAAGCAGAAGGAAGAUGAGAAGAGGAAGAAGGAAGAGGAGAAGCGGAAGAAAGAGGAGCUGAAGAAGAAGGCCAAGGAGGAGAAGGAGGCCAAGAAGCGACGAGAGAAGGAGGAGAAGGAGGCCAAGAAGUCAGGCGACCACAGCGCCGUCGAAAAGCGCAAAUCGGUGAAGGACAGCCUCGAUGCGCACACAAUCUCGAGGCAGGGCUCGAACCUCUCCAUGAGCGAUGGAGGCGUCGAAUCGCCACGAGGCGGCCUCGGGUCGUCGCAAUCGAGCGUGGACAAACGUAGCGCGGUCAAUGGGCAGGGGGGCGGCACCCCCAAGCUGACGCGCACCAAGUCGGGCACGAGCGGGGCGCUGGGCAAGGUGCAGGCGAAGAAGGGCCGCAGGCCAGCCAAGUUCAAGGAGAAGGAAUUCCAGAUCAUCUUGGACAACUUGCGGCAGAACAACAAGCAAGACACCGAAUUGGACCUCCAGAAUCACUACCUCGACAAAUGGGCCGCCGAGGACCUGGCCGAGGUGCUCAUGGAGAACCGAACCGUAAAGAUGCUCAAUUUGAGCCACAAUCUCAUCGGCGACGACGGCGUCGUGCACCUCGCCCGUAUGUUGGAGAAGAACAAGACCAUCCACUCGUUCGACAUCUCCUUCAACGGCCUGACGCGCAAGGGCACACGGCACAUGAUCAACUGCCUCAACAACAACGUCUUCAUCACCGAGCUCUUCAUGGAGGAAGAGACCAUCGAGCUCGGGGCGCUGGGCCUGGGCGAUGCACAGCUCGAUGCCAUUACUCCCGGCAUGCGAGAGGAGAUCGAUCAAAUUCUCGAGUCCAACGAGGGCUUCCAGCUGUUGCUGGCGGGCAAGUCGGACCGACUGGAGCUGCCGAUGCGCGAGCAGUGCUACAUCAACACGCACAUCAUCGAUCGGUUCCCGGGGCUGCGGAAGAUCGAUCUCUCCAAGAACCGACUGCGCGAGAUCCCCAAGGAGAUCGGCACGCUCAAGCGGCUCGAAGAGCUGAACCUCCAGGAGAACAACAUCACCAGGAUACCCGUGGAGAUCGGCGAGCUGCCCAGCCUGGAGGUGCUGGACCUGUGCCGCAACUCGCUCGUCGAGAUCCCGCUGGCCAUCGCCAACUUGCCUCGGCUUCGAAGGUUGCUCCUGGCCGCGAACAGGCUCGACAACAUUCCUCGGUUCUCGCUCGGUGGUAUGCAGGCUCUCGAGUUCCUGGAUAUCCGCGACAACCCGCUCUCGCUGAUGAGCUGCAUGGGCUCGCACUUCAAGAGCAUCAUCAACCAAGGCGGCUACGAAACGCUCAAGUUCAUCAAACUCCAGAACGAGGGCUCCGAGGAGGUCUUCCGCAUGAAGCUCAUGUUCGUCGGCAAUGGCAACGUGGGCAAGACCACCCUUAUGGGCAAUUUGGCGAAGACGACCAAGGAGGAGAAGGCCCUGGGCACCACGUCGGGCACCGUCGCGGCCGUCCAGCCGCGCGCCAGGAAGACGAACCUCGCCACCGACGGUAUCGACAUCCGCAUGUGGAACGUCAAGCACCCGAACCAGGACAAGUACAAGGACAAGUCGAUCAACUUUUCGUGCUGGGACUUUGCUGGUCAGGAAGUGUACUACGCCACCCAUGGGUUCUUCCUUUCCACGCGUGCCAUCUACCUCCUCAUCUUCAACCUCCUGGAGUCGGAAGAGGAAUCCCAGAUCGAGUACUGGUUGCAGUCGAUCGGCUCCCGGACAGAGAAUGCACCUGUGAUCCUGGUGGGAACGCACGCCGAGGACAAGGCCUGCACGAAGGAGUACGUGGACCACUACUUCGACUCGAUCAAGCGCAAGUAUGGCAACCUCUUCAAGCUCCAGAUCCAGGCCCACUUCGCCAUCUCCAACGAAACCCAAAAGGGAUUGAUGGAGCUCAAGAACAAGAUCAUGGACCUUGCGCUGGGGCAGCCUUACAUGCCCGACACGAUCCCGCUCGUCUUCCUCAGUCUGGAAGAGAAGAUCGGCGGCGCCCAACAAACGCUCAACCCGCCCCUGCUCCCGUGGUACGACUACAAGCGGAUGGCGCUUGAGGCCAAGAUCCCCGAGGACUCCAUCACAACGGCCACCAAGUUCCUCAACGACUUGGGUUCGCUGCUGUGGUUCAACGACAAGGAGCUGCAGGACGUCGUCAUCGUCGACCCGCAGUGGAUCACCAAGACCUUCGCAACCGUGGUUUCGCUCAAGUUUGGCUUCAUCAAGGAUGGAGUUCUGAACUACUCCGACCUGCCCCAGCUGUGGAAGCCGCCCACUCACCCUACCCACCUCCAUUCCAAGCUGGUGGCCAUGCUGGAGAAGUUCCAGGUCAUGUGCAGACUCAACAUGGAUGGCAGCGACAAGAUCCUCAUCCCGUGUCUCCUGCCCGACCGAACGCCCGAGGAGACGCUUUUCAGUCGGCACUGGCCCGAAUUCGAGAACAUCCCCCAGGCGGGGCGAGUGUACAACUUCGAGUUCGUGCCUCUGGGCUUUUUCUCUCGCCUCAUCGUUCGAUUCCUGGUCUCGCAAUCGUUCAUGCCUUUGCUCUACUGGAAGCAGGGCAUCGUGCUGGCGAAGGAGACGGAGCGCGUCAAGCUCAGCAUCCGCAAGAAUUCUCGGCACAAGACCAUGCCCUGGUGCCUCGAGCUGUGGGUGCGCGGUCCCAAGCCGGCCAGGCACCUCACCCGCCUCGUGCAGAACAUCGACACCCUGGUGCUCGAUUGGCUGCGCGUCAAGUUCGAGGCCACCGUGCCUUGCGUCCACUGCGUCAAAGAGCAAAGCCCCGACCCCUACCAGUUCCCGCUGCCGCUGGUCGAGCAGGCGGUCUCGGCCAACCAGAGCCACGUCAAGUGCCGCGGCAUCAAGGACGUGCUGGUCUCUGCCCUGGCGCCCGACGUGGCGCUCUCGGAGUUCAACGGCGCGCGGGUCGAGUACAAGGACAUCCAGGUCAUCAAGCAGAUCGGCGAGGGAGGCUUCGCCAAGGUCUACAAGGCCGUGUGGAACGGCGAGAUCAUCGCGCUCAAGCAGCUCACGCUCGACACGAGCAGCACGGUGGAGUCGCUGGGCUUCGAGUUUGAAGACGCCGUCAACCCUCUCGACGUGUUCAAGGAGUUCAGGGCCGAAGUCCUUCUCAUGAGUGACAUGGUGCACCCCAACAUUAUGGGCGUUCGCGGUCUGUGCCUGAGCCCGUUCUGCAUGCUCCUCGAGUUCUGUGCGCUCGGGUCGCUCUAUGACUUCAUCCACGACAAGGAGAAAGAGAUGAACUGGGCCGUGGUGCUCAAGCUCGCCAUGGACAUGGCCCAGGGCAUGCGCUUCAUGCACAACUUCCAGCCGGCCCUCAUCCACAGAGAUUUGAAGAGCCCCAACGUCCUGCUGACCAUCCAACAAACGGAUGCCGGGUACCCCUCGCUGGUGGCCAAGGUGGCCGAUUUCGGUCUCUCGCGAUCACUCAUGUUGGCGCCCCAACUGAGUUCCAAGGCCGUCGACAACCCGGUGUGGCUGGCGCCGGAGUUGAUGCGGAAAGAGGGCUACGACGAAAAGGUGGACGUCUACUCCUACGGUGUCAUGCUGUGGGAGCUCGUGGCGCGAGAGGACUUCCUCGGCCACAUCACCUUCCUCUCGGCCAUCGAAGACGCCGUCCUCAACGGCGAGCGACCCAAGAUCCCUGACGACGUCUUCAAGACGUGCCCGGAGUUCGCUUCGCUGAUCGAGCGCUGCUGGGCGGGCACUGCGGCCGAGCGUCCGUCGUUCACCGAGGUGUGCGUGGAGCUGGACAACAUGAUCCACAACCGCCUCCCCGCGACCAAGGCCACGCUGCCCGUCAUGGAGAUCCCCACCAUCACCGAAGCGGAAACGACGGCGGCGCCGAUCGCCGAGCCGGCGCGAGUGACGCACUCGAUGCCCUCGAUGAAGUACCGACAGGCCGCGCGGCCGCUGGCCUCGGUGGUCACGCCACCGGCCAAGAACUCGCUGGCCGCGCUCGACAAGGGCAAGGAGCGCGAGCCGCCCCGAUCCAUCCAGACCAUCAUGCCCAACAAGGCCGGCAAAGUCGUCGACCCGCUUCGACCAGCGCUCGUGGCUGGGCAGCAUGGCCUCCCGCGCGGGCCGCAGCCGACCCUGCCCUCGUCCGCGUUUGCGUCGGCGUCGACCUACAGCUCGGACAUCACCUCUCGCCCGUCAGCCGUCGCCGACGCCGGCACGCCCUCGGCGGCCGCCCCCGAGUCCGAGGCCGAGGCACCCGUGCGGGAGUACGAGGUGCAGGGCAGCACCUACUUCAAGUCGUUGCCGCCGGUGUCGGCCGCGAUCACGACCAUGGUCUUCCUGGCCGGUCGCGUGUGGACCGCCACCGCAGAUGGCAAGGCCCAGAUAUGGGACGCUCGCUCGGGCUCGCUGGUCAAGGAAAUCCAAAUGCACGACAAGUCCGUUACGAAGCUGCUGGUGGUGUCCAACAAGGAGGUCUGGUCGUGCGCCCUGGGCAACUACGUCAAGGUGUGGAGCAGCGAGGGCGAGUACCUGGCCGACGCGCGCACGCAGGACCAGGUCUACUGCCUCAUCGAGAUCCCCGGACCCAGAGGCGACACCAAGGCUCAUUCGCACGUGUGGGGUGGCACGAGGGAGAUCAACAAAAAGUCGACCUCGCGACUGUUCGAGACCGGCUGCAUCCAUGUGUGGGACUCGGUGAACAAGAAGCUGAAGAAGACGUUCAAGCUCAGCCCGCCGCCGCAGCUGCCCGGCCUGCUGACGAUGCCCGUGCCCCUCGCCAUGGUCUACCACUCCAACCACGUCUGGGUGGCCUCCGACCCCAUCAUCCUCUGCUUCGAUCCCUAUACCCAAGUGUGCAAGGGCUAUCUGGACUUCAAGGGCGAGGUGAAGACCAUGAUCACCGUCGGCAAGGAGAUCUGGUCGGGCUCGACGAACACACUCAUCAAAGUCUGGAACCCGCAAGAGAGGGGCGGCGAUUGCGUGGCUACGCUCGAGGGCCACAACGGCGAGGUGGUCAACUUUUGUACAAACGGCACGAGCGUGUGGAGCUGCGGAUGGGACAAACAAAUCUUCUUGUGGGACGUGCAGGCGCACCAGUUCAUGAAGAACCUGUCGCGGGAGCACCAGGACAGCAUCCUGGGCCUGGUCCAGGUGCCCGUGCAGGACGUCGACAUCGUCACCGGCGAGAUACAGCCGCACACGUACGUGUGGAGCGGCGGAAAGGACUGUACUGUGUGCAUCUGGAAGUGA
Acanthamoeba castellanii str. Neff is the source of this 5328-nucleotide messenger RNA. Its product is annotated as leucinerich repeat kinase. NCBI's taxonomy places the organism in Eukaryota, Discosea, Longamoebia, Acanthamoebidae. The transcript has 30 exons. Gene Ontology annotation, molecular function: ATP binding; protein binding; protein kinase activity. Gene Ontology annotation, biological process: protein phosphorylation. Bases 1 to 5328 code for a protein of 1775 amino acids. The record is from RefSeq and is a predicted model, not a curated record.